AUGGCACCAUCGAAGAAGCCCGUAAAGAAGAUGUCAUCGCUAAAGCUAUUGAUGGUCAAAUUGAAGCAGAUUGAGGCUGCGUUCAACGAUGUCUAUCGAUUCAGUAGGGGGAUUCAGGAGACUACAUCCCUCACACAGAUUCUUCUUCGGCUGGAGAAAAUUGACGAUCUUUGGGAAAGGUACGGAGCUACUUUGGUGGAAAUUCAAUCCCACGAAGAUUUCGACGAGGAGGAUGUAGACGACGAGGGUGAAGGCGAUUCUCUUAAUAAAAAUAGGCAGGAAUUUAGUGAUCGCUACUAUGAGGUUAAGGCAGUUUUAACAGACCAGGUUAGGGAAAGACAGGAACCAGCUACAUUGAACCAAUCUGUACUAGGUGAUCCUCCAGCCCCAGCUGCACUCGAACGUGUACGCCUUCCGCAGAUUCAAUUGCCAGCCUUUAAUGGGGAGAUAGACGAAUGGUUAAGUUUUAGGGAUCUGUUCACUUCCUUGAUUCAUUGGAAGACAGAUUUACCCGACGUAGAAAAGUUGCACUAUUUAAAGGGCUGUCUGCAAGGAGAACCUACAACCUUGAUCGAUUCUCUUCAGAUCACUGCGGCCAACUAUCAGGUCGCAUGGGGAAUGCUGACCAAACGCUAUAACAACAGCAAAUUGUUGAAGAAGCGGCAAAUCCAGUCUCUUUUGAAGCUACCCGUUCUCGCCAAGGAAUCUGCCUCGGAGCUACACCUUUUAGUUGAAGGUUUUGAAAAAAUCGUGCAAAUUUUGGACCAAAUCGUACAACCGGGCGACUACAAAGACUUGUUGCUGGUGAAUCUGCUGUCGUCGCGUCUAGAUCCAUGUACUCGUCGUAGUUGGGAAGAGUUCUCUUCAACUAAAGAAAAGGAUACACUGAAGGAGCUUACCGAAUUCCUUCAACGACGCGUCCGCGUCCUAGAAUCCUUACCUUUCAAGGCUGCAGAUUGCACGAAAUCAAUCCAUCAACCCGCAUCCAGGCAGAAGGUAUCUGCUGUAAAGAAUAGCUUCAGUACCGUGCAAGUGUCCGGGGGACGCUGUCCAGCUUGCACUGGAACUCAUCCUCUGUUCCAGUGCGGCACUUUCCAACGAAUGUCGGUGGCGGAUAAGGAUUCGUUACUACGGUCGCAUUCGUUGUGCAGGAACUGUUUCAGGCAAGGACAUCAAGCCAAGGAAUGUCAGUCCAAGUAUUCCUGCAGAAACUGUAAGGGUAGACAUCACACACAGGUCUGUUUUAAAUCGGAAAGGGAUUCUAACCCAAGGCCAUCAUCCAAGCAACGGGGUACCAACAUGGCAAAAGGAACCCCAGAACCCACUCCAUCGACAUCUGGCUCCACUUCACCCCAAGUAGCUAACCUGGCGGCUACGGACAGCUUGGUGGCAGGCACAAUUCACCAAUGCUCGUCGAAGGUUUUGCUGGCAACAGCAAUUGUCGUUGUUCAGGAUGACGAAGGCAAAAGGAUCCCUGCUCGUGCUCUCCUCGAUUCGGGAUCAGAGAGUAAUUUCAUUACCGAGCAUCUCAGCCAGCGGCUGAAUGUCUUUCGGAGUAAGGUUGAUAUUUCGGUUCACGGCAUUGGUCUGGCAGCAACCAAAGUGAACCAACGGAUUGUGGCUACGAUUCGCUCUCGUCUUUCGGAGUUCUCUCGCCAGAUGGGCUUUCUGGUACUUCCGAAGGUAACAAGCAAUCUUCCUACUGCUAACGUCAACAUCGCUGGUUGGACAAUACCUAAAGGAGUCGAGCUCGCCGAUCCAUCGUUUUGUGUGUCAUCAGGGGUGGAUCUCGUUCUUGGAGUUGAAGCAUUUUUUGACUAUUUCAACUCUGGCAGGAAAAUCGAACUUGGAGCGAAACAUCCAGCAUUACAUGACUCCGUAUUUGGUUGGAUUGUCAGUGGAGGAUUCUCCGAAGAUAUUCAAGGUUUGCAAAGCAGCUGUAACAUCGCAACUACAGAUCGAUUAGAACAUCUACUAACUCGAUUCUGGGCCAUGGAGGAAGCAGAAUCCACGAAUAGCUAUUCCCCCGAAGAAUCUCGCUGUGAAGCCAUCUUCUCGAAAACAGUUCAACGCAGAUCCGAUGGCCGCUAUUCCGUAGCACUUCCCAAGAACGAAAAUGCCAUUUCCAGGUUGGGAGAAUCCAAGGAGAUCGCAUUUCGGCGGUUUCUGAGCACCGAACGAAGGCUUAUCAAGGAUACUAGUCUUCGGAAGCAGUACAUAAGGUUUAUGGAGGAGUACCUGCAGUUAGGUCAUAUGCGAAAGGUUGAAGAGGAUCCAAAACCCACUAAACGAUGUUUUCUCCCCUUUUCUCCGGUGGUCAAAGAGGCCAGCACCACCACUAAGGUCCGCGUGGUGUUCGACGCCUCCUGUAAGACUGCUUCGGGAUUGGCGUUGAAUGAGGUAUUGCUGGUAGGGCCAGUAAUUCAACAGUCUCUCCGAUCAAUCAUCCUUCGUAGUUGCAUGAAACAGAUUCUCUUGGUGGCGGACGUUGAGAAGAUGUUCCGGCAGAUACUUGUGCACCCUGAGGAUAGGCCAUUCCAAUCUAUUCUCUGGCGUCCGUCUCCUUUGGAGGAGGUAUGUGUGUACGAGCUGAACACCGUAACCUACGGAACGAAACCGGCCUCGUUCUUGGCAACUCGUACACUGACUCAACUGGCCAUGGAUGAAGGAGAACGGUACCCGCUGGCGGCGCAGGCAAUUACAGAGGACACGUACAUGGACGACGUCAUCACCGGCUGCGAUAACUUGGAGGAUGCCAAGAAGAUACAGCAGCAACUAGACGAGAUGACAAAAUCCGGUGGUUUUCAGCUUAGGAAAUGGGCGUCAAAUUGUGCUGAGGUCCUGAAGAGUAUCCCGGACGACAAUCGUGCAAUUCGUCUGGCGGAAGGCAUAAAUCUCGAUCCAGAUCCAUCGGUGAAAGCAUUGGGUCUAACUUGGUUACCCGGAAAGGACGUAUUCCGCUUUCAAUUCGACGUUCCACCGGUCGAGUCAGUUGAAACAUUGACAAAACGGAAGAUUUUAUCGAUCAUCGCUACUUUGUUUGACCCGUUAGGGUUCAUAGGCGCUACUUCGAUCGCUGCAAAGGUGUUUAUGCAGCUACUUUGGACGACCCUAGACGAAAGAGGUCAAAGGUUGGACUGGGACCAGCCACUACCUCCGACGGUGGGUGAGUCCUGGAGGAAAUUUCACGUUCAACUGCCAAUUCUCAACGAAAUCCGGAUAGAGCGAUGCGUAAUCAUUCCCAACGUGGUGGAUGUGCAGAUCCACUGUUUCUCUGAUGCAUCGCAGAAGGCUUACGGCGCAUGCCUAUAUAUUCGCAGCCAAGCUGUGGACGGAAACGUGAAGGUUCAGCUGUUAUCCUCGAACUCUAAGGUUUCCCCUCUUAAACCUCAAACAAUUCCUCGUUUAGAACUCAGCGGAGCGUUGAUCGCUGCUCAGCUCUUCGAAAAGGUGCGGCAAGCAACUAACCUUCAAGUUCGAACAACAUUUUGGGUAGAUUCUUCGUGUGCUCUACGGUGGAUUCAGGCUUCACCUUCUACGUGGUCCACAUUUGUCGCAAAUAGGGUUGCGAAAAUCCAGGAGCUCACGGAAGGCUGUGUUUGGAGGCACGUAGCUGGUGUUGAAAACCCAGCAGAUUUAGUUUCGAGAGGUAUAGGACCAAAGGACAUCGUUAACAACGGUUUCUGGUGGCACGGACCGAGCUGGUUAGCUAAAGAGCGAAGUUAUUGGCCAAAUUCAAAUCCUGAUCUAAAAGAAGAAGGCGAGGAGGAAAGAAGACGUACUGCAGUUGUCGUUACAGCAUCAGCAGUGGCAGAUUUCAACGAAGUUUUCAUUUCCACAACGAAUUCCUACACUACGUUAAUUCGCCGCGUAGCUAUUUGGCAGCGGUUGAUACGAUCGCUUCAAACACCGGAGGAUCGUCCAAAUGGGUUCUUGCGAGCAGAUGAGCUACGGCAAGCAGAAUGUACGCUGAUACGGAAGGUUCAAGAAGAGGUAUUUCCGGACGAACUACUGGCGGUUCGGAAAAAGGAAUCAGUCAAAGCCAAGACAAGUGCAGCAGUUCAUGGGAGAGCUGCCGUCAUCGAGAGUCACGGUUUCGCGUCCGUUUUCUAA
Messenger RNA from Armigeres subalbatus, 4113 nucleotides. RefSeq lists its product as uncharacterized. Lineage: Eukaryota; Metazoa; Arthropoda; Insecta; Diptera; Culicidae. The record is from RefSeq and is a predicted model, not a curated record. Bases 1 to 4113 code for a protein of 1370 amino acids. Gene Ontology annotation, biological process: proteolysis. Gene Ontology annotation, molecular function: aspartic-type endopeptidase activity; zinc ion binding; nucleic acid binding. The transcript has 2 exons.